Molecule: messenger RNA, 716 nt
Organism: Anoplophora glabripennis (Asian longhorned beetle)
Lineage: Eukaryota; Metazoa; Arthropoda; Insecta; Coleoptera; Cerambycidae
Product: 40S ribosomal protein S8
Exons: 4
Coding region: 51-677 (208 amino acids)
Biological process (GO): translation; maturation of SSU-rRNA from tricistronic rRNA transcript (SSU-rRNA, 5.8S rRNA, LSU-rRNA)
Cellular component (GO): cytosolic small ribosomal subunit; ribosome
Molecular function (GO): structural constituent of ribosome
Source: RefSeq, a predicted model, not a curated record
AUCUGUUAUACCGGCAACUUCCGUUUUGCCUUUUAGUUUUUCACUUCGUGAUGGGUAUCAGUCGGGACCAUUGGCAUAAAAGGCGAGCCACAGGAGGCAAGAGGAAGCCUCUGCGUAAGAAGAGGAAGUUCGAGUUAGGUCGCCCAGCCGCCAACACAAAACUUGGACCUCGUAGGAUUCAUUAUGUUCGUACCAGAGGUGGUAACCUUAAAUACAGGGCUUUGAGGUUGGAUACUGGCAAUUUCGCUUGGGGUAGUGAGGGUACCGCCAGGAAAACCCGUAUUAUCGAUGUAGUUUACAAUGCCAGUAACAACGAAUUGGUGCGUACCAAGACUUUGGUAAAGAAUGCUAUUGUUGUAAUUGACGCUACCCCGUUCAGGCAGUGGUAUGAGGGACACUAUAUCUUACCUUUGGGUCGUAAGAAGGGAGCUAAGCUGACUCCGGAGGAAGAGGAAAUUUUGAAUAAGAAACGUAGUAAAAAAGUUCAAAAGAAGUAUGAAACCAGGCAGAAAACUGCAAAAGUUGAGCCUGCACUUGAAGAACAGUUCCAGACCGGAAGAUUGUUAGCUUGUUUGGCGUCGAGACCUGGACAGUGCGGUAGAGCCGACGGUUAUGUAUUAGAGGGAAAAGAACUUGAGUUCUAUAUGCGUAAGAUUAAAUCUAAGAAAGCAAAGUAAAGUUUUUAUAAAGGUGUAUAAUAAAGUUUGACGCCAAUA